AUGAGUUCGCGGACAUAUGAGGGAGCUGUCGAGAAGCUGAAUACUCUCCAGAGCAAUGCAGCAACACUGCAGGCUAUACGGGCAUCUGGCGCCCCUACAAAAGCCGAAUAUGCUAUCCCCGAGAUGAUAGGAUUUCUGCGUCGCAUUGGGUACACCCCCGAAGACUUGAAUAGACUCAAUGUCAUACAUGUCACUGGAACAAAAGGAAAAGGAUCUACUUGCGCCUUCGUUGAUUCCUUAUUGAGACAUUCUGACCCUUCUUGGAAAGUUGGAUUGUACACAUCUCCCCAUCUCAUUGCUGUCAGAGAGCGUAUAAGAAUCAACGGCGAGCCCAUAUCAGAAGAGCUAUUCGCUCGAUACUUUUUUGACGUAUGGGACAGGCUCGAGAACACAACGAUCGAAACACAGGAAUUUAGAACCCCUAAGCCUAUGUAUUUUAAAUUUUUAACCCUUGUCGCUUUCCAUGUAUUUAUGGAGCUAAAAGUCGAUGCCACAAUUCUAGAAGUUGGCGUGGGCGGUACGUACGAUAGCACAAACAUUGUGCCGAAGCCGGUUGCCACUGGCGUCUCGGCUUUGGGCAUCGACCAUGUGUUCAUGCUUGGGAAUACACUGCGUGAGAUUGGGUGGCAAAAGGGGGGCAUUUAUAAAGAGGGAGUUCCGGCCUUCACCGUGGAGCAACCUGCGGAAGGAUUAACGUCCCUCGAACAGCAGGCUAGGGACAGGAAUGCGUCUUCAUUCACCGUGUUAUCAACAAUACCCCAAUUAUCUGAACUGAAGUUAGGUUUGCAGGGCCAACAUCAGAUUCAGAACGCCACUCUCGCCAUCCACCUAGCACAUCACUUCCUGGGUGUUAAACGUCCGAAUCUGGCACCUGCACUCCCUGCACCAUUGUCACAUCUUUUCAUAACCGCGCUGGAGAAAACACGUUGGCCAGGGAGAUGUCAAGCGGUAGUCGACCCAUCUCGCCCAGGGAAGGAAGAUGGAAGCGGUUCGACGACCUGGUUCUUGGACGGCGCACAUACGGUCGAAAGUUUGAAGUCGUCAGCCGAAUGGUACUUCUCGCCAGGGGUUGGUUUGAGCGGAACUGAUAAAAGGCAAAUUGAUCAUACUGGGCCGACGCGAAUCUUAAUCUUCAACUGCACCAGUGGGAGGUCGGGGAAAACAUUUUUGGGGACUUUGCUCAGCACUGCCGAUGUCCUGCUCAAAACUCAUGAGGGUUUUGCCCAAAACAUCGCCGCGAAGGCAGGGUUGUUCGAUCAUGUCAUCUUUUGCACCAACAUCACGUACACGGAUGGGAACUUCAAAGGCGAUCUCAGGAGUGUAGCCAUGACUGAUGCCGAACGUGACAAGCUGACGCCUCAGAGAGAACUCGAGGCAGCAUGGAGAUCACUUGUCCCUUCCUUCCCCGAGGAAAAUGUGCAUGUCUUACCGACUGUGGGGCAUGCCGUCCAAGUCGUAAGAGACGUCGAAGAGGCAGACCCUUCCGCCAGUCUCCACGUCGUCGUCGCAGGUAGUCUUCAUUUGGUUGGGGGUGUGAUUGAGGCAGCUGACCUCGCCUCAGUGGCAUUGGCCACAAGCCACGUUUGA
Messenger RNA from Cantharellus anzutake, 1587 nucleotides. RefSeq names its product FolC bifunctional protein. Bases 1 to 1587 code for a protein of 528 amino acids. The transcript is spliced from 10 exons. Lineage: Eukaryota; Fungi; Basidiomycota; Agaricomycetes; Cantharellales; Hydnaceae. Gene Ontology annotation, biological process: tetrahydrofolylpolyglutamate biosynthetic process. The record is from RefSeq and is a predicted model, not a curated record. Gene Ontology annotation, cellular component: cytosol; mitochondrion; cytoplasm. Gene Ontology annotation, molecular function: tetrahydrofolylpolyglutamate synthase activity; ATP binding.